UGCCCUCAACAUACGGAUUUUUCAUAUGCUUUUGUUUUGAAAUGGAUUAAAGUUCCAGCUGAAUUUAUCAACCAGGAAGUUAUGCCAGGUGUGGCGCAUUCUGCGUAUUGCGCAGACAGGUGAGAAGCUGCUCAUUUAAUUUUCAGUCCUUUUCUUUGUAAAAACCAACCCACAGCUGGUAUUUCCCGGCCGUUGUCCUGCAGGUGGGGAUCCGGGGCCCAGCAGCUGGUCGGCGGAGCGCCGUCCUUCAGUGAGCCGGUCAACAUGCUCGAUCUCCGCAGGAGCGAGGCUGCGUACCCGGUACCCAGCUCCCAGAGCCAGGGCGGAGGCCAUCUGUUUAAUGAUCCCAGACCACCAGAACCUAUCCAGACUUUGCAGAACAGCACUGUGAAAGAACUGCUAAUGAAGAGACGCCAGAAAUUAUACUCGGAGCACAACUUCAAAUCUGCCAAAUUAGAUGUUUUUCCCACUGACACGAGUCCUCAUCAGUCAAGUCCUCCAGCACCAGUGAAUCCAAAUGGCACAACUCAGUUUUUUGUUGUUGCUUCUGAAAAUACUCAUAUGCCCACAGCAAAAAUGCAACAUCCAGUGCAGCGUCCAUCUUUUCAGAGUCAAGAUGCUCCAAGUGGCGAGGUUACAGUCACUUUGUUUCACUGGCAAAUACAACAGGAGGCACAAAAGGUUCAAGGACUGUCUGCUGAGCAACUGAACAUGCAGGACUCAGACGGUGACACAUUUCUUCACAUAGCGGUGGCUCAGGGUAGACGGGCUCUUGCUUAUGUGCUCGCUGCCAAAAUGGCACAUUGUGGGUCUCUGGACAUUAAGGAACACAAUGGCCAGACGGCCCUCCAGAUCGCAGCCGCCACCAAUCAGCACCUAAUCGUGGGCGACCUGCUGUCUCAUGGAGCGCAAAUAAACACCAGAGACAUGUGGGGGCGCUCUCCUCUGCAUGUGUGUGCUGAGAAAGGACACUUCCUCAGUCUGCAGGCCAUCUGCAAGACUCUUACAGGGACUGGCCAACUGAUCGAUGUUGAAAUGUUCAAUUAUGAUGGUUUGACUCCGCUUCAUGCAGCGGUCUUGUCACACAAUGCUCUUGUUAGAGAGACAAGGCUUCUGGAAAACCCCUGUUCAUACAAGAUAAUGGAGAUGGCACGGAGGAGACGCAUACAUGUUGAAUGCCUCAAGACUCUCCUGAACAUGGGCGCCUCCUAUGUGACAAAGGAUCUAAAAAGUGGACGGACUUGUAUGCACAUGGCCUCCGAGGAGGCAAACGUGGAGCUGCUUAAGAUUCUCCUUGAACAGCCAUCAUCACUGGCCUUUGUGAAUAUUAAGACGUUCAGUGGAAACACGGCCCUGCACAUCGUCAGCUCUUUACGGGAUCAUAAAACCCAAGUAGAAGCUGUGAAGCUGCUGAUGAGGAAAGGUGCCGACCCGGGGACCAGAAACUUUGAGAAUGAGCUUCCAUCUCAGCUGACACCCGAGGGGCCUUCUGGCGAGAAGGUCCGGCAGAUCCUUAAAGGAAAAAAUGUACACACAUACGGUAAAGCUUAAGAACACUGUCAGUCAGACAGUCGACUCUAUGAAAUUAUUUGCCCCAACAAGGCAGAUACACGUUGUUUCAGUGAAACAUGCCAGUUUGUUCAUUACUGUGUAAUGCUUACUUAAAAGGGUUUUUCUGGUGGGUUUUUUUUCUUCCUCAACUCGUUUUGUACUGUGGAACGAGUAAGUGUCAUGUGACUGUUAAUAUCUGGGGAGUGAUUUUUAUUAGGUUUUGUUUUUUUUUAAUGUUUUGGGAUCAACUUUUUUUUGGGUGUUAAUGUCUUUGACAGAAUGAACUAAAAUGAAAUUGAAGUGUUGACGUAUUACAGUGCCAAAAAAA
This is a messenger RNA of Cololabis saira (Pacific saury), 1879 nucleotides long. RefSeq names its product nuclear factor of kappa light polypeptide gene enhancer in B-cells inhibitor, zeta (gene nfkbiz). Gene Ontology annotation, cellular component: nucleus. NCBI's taxonomy places the organism in Eukaryota, Metazoa, Chordata, Actinopteri, Beloniformes, Belonidae. The transcript is spliced from 10 exons. Bases 265 to 1551 code for a protein of 428 amino acids. Gene Ontology annotation, molecular function: protein binding. Gene Ontology annotation, biological process: regulation of gene expression. The record is from RefSeq and is a predicted model, not a curated record.